Solenopsis invicta (red fire ant) is the source of this 1961-nucleotide messenger RNA. RefSeq names its product ras-related protein Rab-34 (gene RabX5). The transcript has 7 exons. Bases 548 to 1357 code for a protein of 269 amino acids. The record is from RefSeq and is a predicted model, not a curated record. Lineage: Eukaryota; Metazoa; Arthropoda; Insecta; Hymenoptera; Formicidae. Gene Ontology annotation, molecular function: GTPase activity; GTP binding.
AUAUUGUGUAUACUAUGAGUGUUAUUGAUUUAAUAUUACUGAUCAACAUUAUUGACUGCGUAUGAUUUCUGUAAAUAAUUCAUUCAUCAUAAUUACUGAUAAUAUUUCUAUCGUAGAGCGAUGCUCGAGAAUCAAAAAAUCCGUAUCAUCAUGUCAAUAUUUUACAUGCAUUCACCAAUCUUAAUCACACAUAAUUAAUAAUACUGACAAUAUUUGUCGGUAGUGACAGCAUUAUUGAUCGUGUACGGUCCCUAUAACACAAUAACUUAUUCUAGAAGUGGCACGUGUCGUUUUUCAGAAUUACAACCCACACGCAUCGUAAUCGGACACCUGCCACAGCAACCAAUGUUUUCCCAUUUACUUAUGGCGGAAUCAAUUGCAUCCCGCUUAUACCGAUUCGACGUACGCCAGUCUUUCGUAGACGGUGCCGGAUAACAGCGCAUAAAAAAAUCAAUCAGUAAUAUGUAAUCGCAAAAAUCGCAAUUGUGCUACGCGUGUGAACAGAAGAAGCGUGUUUUUAUUUUCCGUUUCCUGAAUUCGAAGAGAGAUGUUAGAAACGCGCUCCGCGAUUUACAAGAUGAUGAAGGAAGAAGCCCACAAUGAGAGACAGAUAACCGAUUGGCCGCCACCGUUCUCGUCCGAGACCACGCCGUACAGCGAGAACGAUUUCGGCAGCUUAAUCAGGCGGACCUGCGACAGCAAGAGCUUGACUCUUCGAAUCUGCAAGGUUAUCGUCAUCGGCGACGUCGCCGUCGGCAAGACAUCAUUAGUAAACCGUUUUUGCCACAAGCACUUCGACAACAACUACAAGGCCACCAUCGGCGUGGACUUCGAGGUGGAGAGAUUCGACAUCCUCGGCGUGCCUUUCCACUUACAAAUAUGGGAUACCGCGGGCCAGGAAAGGUUCAAGUGCAUCGCGGCGUCCUAUUAUCGCGGCGCUAAUGUAAUCAUGGUCGUUUUCGACCUGGGGAACCUGAUGUCGCUGAUGCACUGCCAGCAAUGGUUGAACGAGGCGAGCCGCAGCAACGUCGGUCCUCAUCAUAUCUUUCUGGUCGGAGCUAAGAAGGACCUUUUAUCUCAUCCAGUAUAUGAGAUAAUUGAGAAACGGGCGAUUGAGGCAGCGAGGAAGAUGCGGGCGGAAUAUUGGGCGGUCUCGUCGAGAACAGGUAACGGAGUGUCCGAACUGUUCACGCGAGUCGCUGCGCUCUCCUUUCACGCGAUGGCCCUGCGAGAGAUGCAGAGCCUGAAACUGGAGCCGAUCAACAUCGGCUCGGCAAUGAUAACGUUAAAAAAACAGUCAAAGGAAGCCGAGAUGAAGCGGCAGAGAGCGCCGAAGUGCUCCAGAUGUUCGACGUGACAAUGUAAAUAUGUAAAGAAUGGAUGAUAAAAUACAGAAAAUAUGUAAAAACGGUCAAUUAAACAGAAAAUAUACGCUUACUAUACUAACAAUGGAGAGGACACGUGCGUAGGAUCCAGAUAUUAAAUAAAAAAUCAAAUCACAAUUUCAAGAACGCGAUUUCUCCGCUUAAGGAUGUACGUGUUAUGUCACAAAGUGAUUACCACACUCUGAAAAAUUGUCAAAAAAUUUAAAUAUUUAAUCCACAUUCAACUAAAUAUUGAAUUGCUUUAGUUAAUGUUUGAUUAAAAAAUUUUUACAUAAAUGACCUACACCUUUUUUUCGUACAACUGAAUAAUUGUUGAAUCAAUCCAUUGUUGAACAUAUCGGGCUAAAUAUUUUAGUUUUUCAACAAUUCUUUUCCUAAACGCAAAUAUUUUAAGUUUUUGAUACAUUCUUUUUUUUUACUACGUUUGAGUAUCUGUGUAAAAUUUGAUUCUCUUAUUAAAGUUCUUAAAAGUUAUUUAAUUUUUUAUUUUCUCUUGAUUUUUAAAUAAACUCGCUUGCAAAUUUCAGGGAGCUGCAUUAUAAAACAAAUCAAAUUUUUUAUGUAUACUAAUAAAAC